Messenger RNA from Porites lobata, 327 nucleotides. The record is from the annotation of a GenBank genome assembly. Lineage: Eukaryota; Metazoa; Cnidaria; Anthozoa; Scleractinia; Poritidae.
AUGCUUGCGCUUAUUUCAAGCAUAAUUGCGAGCAUUCAAUUGAAUCAUGCAAUAAUCGAUAUACAGGAAAACUACAGAAGAAGACUAAACCUCUCAAGACUGUUAUCCACAACUACAAGCACUUUUACUCGAGUAAAACGACUUAGAUGCAGACGUGAGAGCAAAGAGAGAAGAUUCUGGACCAGACCAGGUCGUACAAGCGCCUGGUGGAACAACUUUGCCGAUCAAGUGGUGAUACCAGAAGAGUGGAAAGAGAACUUUCGAAUGAGCAGAGACUCGGUAUAUAAUCUAGCUGAAGAACUGAGACCAUGCGCGUUCGGUGUAUGA